UUUUCCGCAUAUUGAUGGGCUGAUGAAACUGCUCGUGGCUGGCUAAAGAUAGAAUUGGGCACAUCACUAAAGAUGCUGCGGCCAGGAUGGACGCGUGGAAUCGCGGCCGUGUGGUACAUGGCCAUGAACGUGGGGGCUCAAAAGGACGUCACAACAUUCUUGGUGAUCGGGCCAUCGGCAAACCAAACGGAAACCUCUCAAAGUAUCAAUGCCGUUACCGCCCACGAUUCGAUGGCAUUUACGUUGACCAUGCAGCCUUAUUCGCUGCCAGUGCAGAGCAACGACACCCAAUGGCUCAUUCCACCAGGUGAUUCGACCCCUUCGAACGACACGACUUCGAAAUACAAGAGUUUCGACUUGAACCGCGAUUCUGGUGACAACACACAAGUGUUUGUGCAGGUUAUAAUUCUCGACGAGUCACAGCUCAUUCCAAACAGCAACUGCUCCAAUGCGACGUCCUCGUGCGACUGGGCGACAUCUGAUGCGUCCGUGACCGAUCAACUGACAUGGCUUAACAGCACCCUUUCCCAGAGCCAAGCCCAGUGGCUGUUUGUGGUGGGCCAGCGCCCGCUUUGUUAUCGCGAUCGCAAAGGGCUAUAUCAAAAUAUGCAUGCGACCCUCUUGCCUCUCUUCACGGCCUACCAAGUCGAUGCGUACUUUGGCAUGGACGAUUUGGUGUCCCAAGUAGUUCAUCUUCCUGUCGGCAGCAGCCCUUUCUUCACGUCAUACACAUAUGGAGCCGCCACCUCCAUGCCCUACAUGGACAUGCUGGCCUCGUGCGAAUCCGUCUACCGGGUGCCUGCAGGCAACACCACGUAUACCACGCACGAGUUGUCAAUGAACACAAUGGACGUGACUAUGUUUAACAGUCAAGGCGGCGUCGUCUAUCGAACAAUGCAAACACGAUUGCGCAAGCAAUUCGAAGGCAAGGGUUCGGUCGGACCCCCAGAAUUUGUUCCGUGGCUUACUGGCGGAGCGGUAAUAUUGACAGUCGUAGUCGCGAUCGUGUACGGGCUGAAAUUCAAGGGCAAGCGCAUCGACUACCGGUAUAAUCCUUGCUUCAAACGUCAAGUUGCACAAGCCAAAGUUGACACUGAUGGCAGCGGGAGCCGAAGCACCAACGAUUUGCCGACGGAUGCUGAUGAUGAGGAAGAAGAAGACGAGUUUGACAUGGACUUCUCGAGCGACGACGAGGAAACCAGUGUUGUGUCGGGCACGACGUUGUAGUCACAAUCAACACAUUAUCCGGACGCUUUUGGGGUAUGCGGAUGACCACCUUCCCGCCAGGUUGACAGGACUGCCCAUUGGACUAGCCAAUCAAACUGCAGCAUGUGUAUUUUUAAACAUCGAAUAAAUACAAUAUACUGCGACCAAGC
Molecule: messenger RNA, 1376 nt
Organism: Aphanomyces astaci
Lineage: Eukaryota; Oomycota; Saprolegniomycetes; Saprolegniales; Verrucalvaceae
Exons: 9
Coding region: 73-1227 (384 amino acids)
Molecular function (GO): ferric iron binding; acid phosphatase activity; ferrous iron binding
Source: RefSeq, a predicted model, not a curated record